CUGACUUCACGGCGCAUUUUUCUUAACAUUCAUCUGCCUUUGCGUUUGAAUGCGCUGCCAGAUCUUCUCAUCACUAAGCACUGGGUUAAAAAAAGGAUGCUCCCGGACAGAAAAUGAAUUGUGGACGAUCAGAAACGGCUUCGUAUUUUCUUAUCUGGGUCAUUUGCGAGAGUUUUUCAUAAACCUUAUUGCGGAUUUUUACUUUUACCCUUCCGAACAACUGGGUUAAUUGUUAAUGAUGAUCUUGAUAUUAUUUUAAUAACGUUUUCACCAGGAACGAAUAGAAAGUCGUGAACAGAUAUUUCCCGUCAGACUACGUUUAACGAAAGGAAUAUGGCAAAACAUAUUAUAGAUGUCCCAAGGGAUGAUUUAAGUAAGAUUUCGGAGGAAGAACUCCUUAGAUGCAGCAAAGAGGAGCUGCUUUGGAGACUCCGAAAAGUGGAUAACGAAAAGAUUAACUUAAUGGUGGAACAUGGGAACAUGAUGAAGGACGUCAACCGGAGAUUACAAGUGCAUCUCCACGAGAUACGGAGCUUGAAGGAGGUGAACCAGAAACUGCAAGAAGACAACCAGGAGCUUAGAGAACUGUGCUGUUUCUUGGAUGAUGAUCGGCAGAAAGGGAAGAAACUGUCUCGGGAAUGGCAGAGAUUUGGCAGGUACACUGCCAAUGUUGUUUGGAAGGAGGUUGGAAUAUUUCAGCAAAAACUGAAAGAUCUAGAGGCCACACAAGAGAUUGUGCUGAGAGAGAAUGUGGAGUUAAAGGAAAUCAUUGUGAUGUUGGAUGAGGAGAGGAAUGGAGCUGGAUCCAGGAGCUCCAUAGACAGUCAGUCCAGCCUGACCAAUAUGAACGGUGGUUCUAAUAAUGUUAGAGAUGUUGGAGAUGGAAGUAGUACCUCCAGUACAGGUAGUGCUGCGAGCCCAGAUCACCAUCGCAGCCAUACGCACAAACCUUCAGAGGGCAAAAUAGGGCCCGCCAGAAGGUCUAUGGAUGAUCUGUCCUCCAACCAUCUGCACAGAAGCAAUGGCCUCAAUGAUUCUUCUUCAAACUACAUCCAUCAACUAGAGACUAAAAUCCGGAUUUUAGAAGAUGGCAACAAACAGUUAUUAUCCCAGCAGGGCAACAUCGGAGAUUUGAAGACACUUCAGAAAGGGUUGUCCCUGUAUCACUCAGAAUCCCAGCUGUCCUCGCUAUCUCAGUACCAAGACACAUUACAGAACCAGGGGUCUACACGGAUGCCCGGAGGUGAUCUGCCAUCCCCUGUCACAGGCUAUCUGCCAGCAGAACAGAAACCUGAGGCUGUAGUACAUGCCAUGAAAGUUUUGGAGGUCCAUGAGAACCUGGAAAGGAAGAUCCCAGAGGACUAUGAGGAGGAUCUCAGUGAGAAAGAAAAAGCCAUCGUCAGAGAGAUGUGUAAUGUGGUGUGGCGUAAGCUCGGUGAUGCAGCAGGAUCCAAACCCUCCAUCCGCCAACAUCUCUCUGGGAACCAGUUCAAAGGCCCUAUGUAGCGCCAAUGUCAGUGACCAGUGGGGCCCUGAACGAACAAACAAACAAACAAACCUGUGAAUAUAAUGAGAGGAACAGACAGUCUUGAAACUUUGUGGAAGAGCCACAAAGAACUGUCCUCCUACUGCCAGCUCUUCUUAGCUUAUGGCAUUAAUUUUAAACAUUUAAAACCUAUUACUUACAAUACCAGAUGGUUGUAUAGAUAAUAUGAUGAUCUCACAAUUAGCACAGGCUAAAACAUAGAUCUAUUUAUGAGCAUACCAUUCAAGUAUUUAUAAAAGGCAGCUUAAUGGAUUAAUCUUCAAUCCAGUUAUGGUAAUGAAAGCACACAGCUCUUAGAUCAAGGCCCCAUGGAACCACUCCUACAUGAAAUAGCCAUUUCACUCCAAAAAUGUUUUUUUAUUUUGGCAAAAGACCAUUCCAUCUUGUCCAUACCCUCUAUAGAAGUGCUCCUUCAGUGAGAGAUGUAUAUGUAAGCAGGAUCAUAGCAGGAUAGGUAAACUUCAGACUGGUUUCAGGUAGUUCCUGGAUUCAAAUGACGUAUUUGCUGCUCAGGUUCCCUGAAAUACAGGUACAUGAUCUGAGAUAAUUCUACACUUUUAUAUCAGUAAAUUCUGCAGUCUGCAAAAAGUCAGAGAACAUAUGCUGGGCAGCUCAUUAUAAGUUUAGUAUAAUGUAAGUAAGCUUAAAGUUCACUUACCAUUUAAAGGAACAGUUCACCCAGCAAUCAUCCAAAGUCUUCACAGGGUUUCAUUUCAUGUUAUGCAAGUGAAUAGUGACUUCAGUCUGUCAAGCUCAAAAAGGACCAACAAAACAUCAUAAAACCACAGUAAAAGUAAUCAAGGUGAAAAAUAUUGAAUAAAGUACAAAGUGAUUGUAUUGCUUCAGAAGACUUGGAAUAUAGUGCAUACAUUGUAUUGAUUACUUUUUCUUUGGUUUUACGGUGUUAUGUGUCUUUUUCCGAGUUUGACUGGAGUCUCUAUUCAUUUGUUUUAAUGCAAAUAUACCAUGUGAAGACUUUUAAAAGUUUCUCCUGUUAUGUUCUACUGAAGAAAUAGUAAUUCAAUGACAGAAUUUUAAUUUUUGAGUGAGCUGUACCUUUUUAGUCCAGUUUUGUCCAAACAAUCCCCAUAAAUGUAAUUUACUGUAGCUCAAAUUUGCAGGUCACAAAGUUACAUGGCAUACUGUAUUACUAAAAAUUAUUUAAAUUCCAAAUUGACAAUCAUAAUUAAUUGAAGGCUUUCAAUGCCUUUAUUUGUCUUUGUUUGUCCUUUAUAUAAAAGAGAAUGGAUUGCCAGUUAAAAGUAUUUAUGUCGUUAAGCCCUUUUCCUUUGAAGAUGGCACAAUAUAGUGUACUUUAUCACAAAUGAGACCUGCAGUUAUAGUCAUAACUGUAUGAAGCCCUUAAUUUAAAGUACUGUUAAAUCUGUAUGAGGUGUAAAGAUAAAGUCAUGUAUUAAAACAACUGGAACUGUAGUAUUUUGCGUAUAGUUGAGCUUCCAGAUACUGCAUUGAUUAGGUGCAAUAGAGCAGUAUGUUCAGUGCUAAAUUAAGUUGCUACACUGAGCAAAGUCUUGAAAGUAUGGCAGUUUUGCAUAUUUUUAAUUCAGCCUGGAAUAGCAAUACUAAUUCCAGUUUGCAGUGUAAGGUCAUAUCAGAACAGUAUUUCUGAAAGCAUUUAGAAGGUGAUGAAACUUUAACACAUGCAAUUUGAAUGAUGUAGUCUGCAAUUGGACCUCAGCCAAUCACAUUCUUUUCUACCCUUGUUCCCAGAUUGUCAUUUCUGCACUUACUAAAUUAUUUAUUAAAUAAAGCCAUAUGUGAUGAUACAUACUGGAUAAAUUGUGAGAAGUUUGGUAUGAGAUUUGUAUUAUUAAUCAUAGGGAUUGUUUGGCUGUGAAAUGUCUAAUUCUGCUCCAUAGGCCUAGUACAUGAAACUUUCUUUUGGACAACAUCUUUUUGUAUAUAUAUAAGAUAUAUAAAAGUCUUGCUUGUAUCAGGGCUAUAUACGAGUAGAGGAAUGGAAAGCUUGUAGUGAAGAACGCAGUAUAUGAUGUAUCUUUGAGUUUUGUGUGAUAUAAUUCAGAUCCAUUAUCUGAGUAUGCAAGAACUGCCUCAAAAGAUUAUUGUUGCAUUCACACAAAAGCUCUGUUUUGAAAUUCAGUGACCCGAUAAGCCAUAAUUUUGUAUUAUUGUGUUGAAAUCAAAGCUAUUUUGAGCAUUUUAGAAAUCCCUCGACCGAACAUGUUAUUUUUGUAUUAAACUUUUAUGUGUAAAAAUUGCAUAUUUAUGAGAGCACUUGCUGAAAUCACAUUUGUAUUGGAUUAAUUUGUUCACCUUGGAUGCAGCAGGCAGCUUUAGCAGUGUGUUAACUUUUUUGUUUUACAAGGAAGUGAACAAAAUGAGCAGCAAACAUUUGAAAAAGGAAAAAAUAAUUACAACGUUAUUAUGAAAUGGGUACUUUGUGAAUUUGGGUCAGUAUACCUUGCGUGUUCUGUUAUCAAGACAAUACACUGUAUAUAUUGCCUCAGUUUUGCUGUAAAUGUGAACACAAAAGAAUACACUCUUAAAGCUAUUUUUUGAAAAAGUGUCCUUUAUAAGCAGAUUUAGACUACACAACUACUGACUUUUUUGUAUUUGUUCAUUUUAAAGCACAAAGGAAUCAGAAAUGCUGGUAUAGUUUCCACUUUUUCUUUUCUUUUUUGAGCAUUUGAUGUUUGAAUCUUUCAUGAAAUUCAACGUGUAGCCUGUCUGUAUGUGAAACACACAUAAAGUCGUAUUCUAGGGCAUACAAGUCAGCGCUAUGUAAAUAACUAUAACUGUAGAAAUCCUGUAACUAGCAUGCGUUUAUAUAUUUUUAAUAAGCUGUAUGUAGCUGAGAAUAGACCUGUAUUUUAGCAAAUAAAUAAAAAUUAAAUGCAAAUAACCCUCUAGCAGAGUUGAAAUAAAAAUUAAUCCUCUCUUUUUAAAAUGUUCCCUCUUUUAUAUAUAUAUAUA
Xyrauchen texanus (razorback sucker) is the source of this 4501-nucleotide messenger RNA. Its product is annotated as coiled-coil domain-containing protein 85C-A-like. The record is from RefSeq and is a predicted model, not a curated record. The transcript has 6 exons. Gene Ontology annotation, cellular component: apical junction complex. NCBI's taxonomy places the organism in Eukaryota, Metazoa, Chordata, Actinopteri, Cypriniformes, Catostomidae. The coding region runs from base 334 to 1506 and encodes 390 amino acids.